This is a messenger RNA of Durusdinium trenchii, 1023 nucleotides long. Lineage: Eukaryota; Dinophyceae; Suessiales; Symbiodiniaceae. The record is from the annotation of a GenBank genome assembly.
AUGCUUGUCUCGCAAAACAUGCGACUGUGCAAACCUGCGCUGAGUUUGGCAAAGAGAUUGAUCAUGCGAGUCGAUGUCAUCCUUUGCAUGUCUUCAUCAAGUGUUGAAGUGCUAUUUGCCAGGAAGCUCAUGCGCCGAGCCACCAAACGGGCUGAGCAGCUGGCGAAUUCAGGUGCAUCCUGGGCGGCCAAGUUCAGAGCAUUUAUGCAGAAGGAAACCAGCUUUUGGGACAUAACCUUUUGCCUCCUGUGUCGUUACGAUGCAAUGUGUGGUCCUGGUCACAAAGAAGGUGGCGGAUUUCAUGCAGCUAUUCCGGCUGCAACAUUUGAUGCCUUGGAUAGUAUGGGUGACAUCGGUGAUGUAUUUAUGAAGUCUGUAAAGGUGGAGUGCUUUGCAUCUCCACAGCUGUGCAAUGGAGUCCGUGGAGCAUGGAAUUACUGUUCUGCUUUCAAAGAUUUGGACGUUCUUUUCGGCUCCUUAGGGCCUUUCUUGGACGAAGAAAUGGACAUCGGCAAGCUCGGAGGGACGUAUGAAGUUAAUCCGCCUUUUGUUCGAGGAGUCGUCUUGCGUCUUGCAAGCAAGCUUCUGAAUGCAUUGGAGAUGGCACAAUCAGAAGGUAGAUCCCUCUGCAUUUUCCUGGUGCUACCGGGGCUUGCUCAACAUAAGUUGAUGGAAGGGAAGCAAAGUCUUCCGCAGGACAGCGAUGCAUUGGAUCAGUUGCUAGGGUGUCAGUUCCGAAGAGCUUUUUCUGCUUCAACACGGCGUGCUUUUACAAACGGUUUAGCUUUCAAAACUGAGAAAGCUUGGCCGCUUUUUGCGGUCCCAACGACGCUGGCCUUGUUUGAUUCCAAUGCGAAAGCCGAAGUUGCUGAGAGCUUCCAGUGCUUGUGCGAAUCUUGGGGACACGAAGAGCCAGUGGAAAAGAGCCAGUGGCUUCGUGGCAUGAUCUCAUUUGAUUUCAUUGUCUUUGCUUCCUUGAAUGCUAAAACUUUUUUGCAGCUCUCAUGUGGCUUGAGCGCCUAG